Anoplophora glabripennis (Asian longhorned beetle) is the source of this 1170-nucleotide messenger RNA. It is a transcript of the gene Mip, whose product is annotated as prothoracicostatic peptide. NCBI's taxonomy places the organism in Eukaryota, Metazoa, Arthropoda, Insecta, Coleoptera, Cerambycidae. The record is from RefSeq and is a predicted model, not a curated record. The transcript is spliced from 6 exons. The coding region runs from base 156 to 698 and encodes 180 amino acids.
CUGACGGGGUGUUCAAGUUAUCCAAUCCUGCGUCGAAACUGAGUCAGAGGCACGCUCCUGAAAGUUUUGUAGUUUGGGUCCCGACGAUUUCGAAAAGUGCGCGCCUGGGGUCGGUGGGUUUGAAACGAACGACGGCUAUCCACGAGAAAGCAAUAAUGCGCUAUGUACCAACACCAACCGUCAGUCUGGGCAAGAUGUUUUGGGCAGCCCUGCUAGCCUGUUGCCUGCAAAUCAGCGUGGUCGUGUUGGCCGAUGACUCGUCGGCCGCCAAAUCCGGGGAUGAAAAUCUACAGGCUGAAGGACUGAAAAGGCAGUGGGAGAGAAUGCAGGGAGGCUGGGGACUUAAAAGUACCCUACCUUUAAAUGAUCAAAUAGGAUAUUCGACACCUGACCGCGAAAAACGGGCUUGGCAAAAUCUACAGGGAGUUUGGGGGAAGAGAUUUGCACCUUCUGAAGACGACCUAACCAUUCAAGAAUUAGCCUCAAUAUUAGAGCAGGAUAGUAAAGAAGCACCUCCAGUCGACGAUAAUGAAUUUGACAUUCAUGAAGACAAAAGAAGCUGGGACAAGUUCGUUGAUGGGUGGGGCAAGAGGAAUAAAUGGGAAAAGUUCAGAGGUUCUUGGGGUAAAAGAGAACCCGCCUGGUCCAACCUCAAAGGCAUUUGGGGGAAGAGAAGUCUGUACCAGUAUGCUAAUUAAUCAGUCAAAAAAAAAGUGAUAGGGUAAGAUUCAAUAACUAAUAUCAGUGUUUCUUUACUCCACAUAACCAAGAAAAAUCUCUGGCCAAAACAAAAAUUGGUCAUCUGAGUAAACCACCAACAAUUCUAUUGAUUUAGUGAUAUCUUACAAUGAGUUUAUAAAAAUUAUUUAUAGCCUUUUAACAUUCUCCAUCUUACGUGUUUAUUCUGUUAAUUUUACUUAAAGUUAAUUUAAAAGCAUGUGCAAGUAGCAGUUUCUACGCUGUGUUGUAUUAAGUAAAUGACUUUUAUAAACCCAUAAUUAAUUAAUGUACUAUACAAGAUGUUAUUAUUAUAUGUAAGAGUGAUUAAAAAUGUGUUAUGUAUUUUUGAAAAAAUAUUUGUAAUUAUACCUGAGACCUAGCUGUAUAACUGUAACAUUAACGAUGUAACAAUUUAUUAUAGCUGAUUAAAUACAUACUAGCAUCUGACUA